This is a messenger RNA of Trematomus bernacchii (emerald rockcod), 1622 nucleotides long. It is a transcript of the gene hmgcl, whose product is annotated as 3-hydroxy-3-methylglutaryl-CoA lyase. Gene Ontology annotation, molecular function: hydroxymethylglutaryl-CoA lyase activity. Gene Ontology annotation, biological process: L-leucine catabolic process; ketone body biosynthetic process. NCBI's taxonomy places the organism in Eukaryota, Metazoa, Chordata, Actinopteri, Perciformes, Nototheniidae. The record is from RefSeq and is a predicted model, not a curated record. Bases 56 to 1069 code for a protein of 337 amino acids. The transcript has 9 exons.
CUAGAAUAUUUUGAUCAGAGUCCAGCGCACUUCCUGGGGGCACUAACCGACCAACAUGGCGGCGGUGAUGAGGCUUGUAAACAGAAGAAUUCUAAGUUCAGCAAUGGGUCAGAAGUAUGUGGCGUAUAGCUCAGCAGCAAAGGUCACUGCAGCUGGCGUAAGAGCAGGUCAAGCUCUUCCAGAGAAGGUGAAAAUAGUGGAGGUGGGACCCAGAGAUGGGCUUCAGAAUGAAAAGACUAUCGUGCCAACAGAAACUAAAAUUCAUUUGAUUGACAUGCUGUCAGCGACAGGGCUGCCAGUCAUUGAGGCCACCAGCUUUGUGUCUCCAAAAUGGGUUCCACAGAUGGCAGACCAGGUGGAGGUGAUGAAGGGGAUUGGUAGGAAACCGGGGGUGUCUUACCCCGUCCUCACCCCCAACCUCAAGGGUUUCCAGGCUGCUUUGAAGGCUGGAGCUUCAGAGGUAGCCAUAUUUGGUGCUGCAUCAGAGCUCUUCAGUAAGAAGAACAUAAACUGCUCAGUGGAAGAGAGUUUACAGCGCUUUGAAGUGAUUAUGAAAGCAGCGAAAGAAGCCGGUGUGCCAGUUAGAGGCUAUGUGUCAUGUGUUCUUGGAUGUCCCUAUGAAGGCAAGGUGGCACCAGAAAAAGUUGCACACGUGGCUAAGCGUCUGUACUCCAUGGGCUGCUAUGAGAUCUCUCUGGGGGACACAAUAGGAGUGGGGACUCCUGGAAGCAUGAUAGAAAUGCUGGAGGCGGUGAGCAAAGAGGUGCCAGUUAAUGCCUUGGCAGUGCACUGCCACGAUACCUACGGCCAGGCCCUGGCCAACAUCCUUGUAGCCUUACAGAUGGGAAUCAGUGUGGUGGACUCGUCAGUAGCAGGGCUGGGGGGCUGUCCCUAUGCCCAGGGGGCUUCUGGGAAUGUUGCUACUGAAGAUGUAGUGUACAUGCUUCACGGACUUGGGAUUCAAACAGGAGUGGACCUCUCAAAGCUGAUGGAUGCCGGAGCUUAUAUCUGCCGAACCCUCAACAGGAAGACCAGCUCCAAAGUAGCGCAGGCCAACUGCAAGCUGUAGACAAGAGUGAAAACACAGACUGUACUCUGCAGCAAAACCUGGAGCCUUCAUCCUCUCUAUGUGCAGAUCUGCUUAUUCUCUCCUGAGUGUCAUUCAUCCUCUCCAAGUACCAGUUACUUUGUUUUUGGUUUAUUUAUUAAUCUUCAUGAUGGCAUAGCUGGAACAGUGCCUUAUGUACAGUCAGUCUAAUCACAAAUCCAUCUUAUAAAAGCCAUGCCAUCACCUGCUUCUUUAAUAGUGUGUUUACAUUCCUUUCUGGUCAGUGGGCAAAUCAAAGUAGACACACACUUAGUUUCUGUUAAUGAACCAGUGGAAUUAUGUCUUGGGUAUGGAUGAAAACACUGUUUGUUUUCUACCAUACUCCAUAUGCAGUUAUGUCUGUCUUGAAAUGAAUUCUCCAGAGUCUAUGAAAAAUCUGUUCUAAUGAACGUGGGCAUUGUACUGGCUUGUGGAACAAAUGUUGAUGUGCUGUGCAUUUAUUUUCCUUUCAAAUUCUACAUGUAAAUAUCCGGAGAUAGUACCUUUAAAAAUAAAUUUUAUUUCAUACAUGAAA